This is a messenger RNA of Telopea speciosissima, 2222 nucleotides long. RefSeq names its product ubiquitin carboxyl-terminal hydrolase MINDY-1-like. The coding region runs from base 41 to 2146 and encodes 701 amino acids. Gene Ontology annotation, cellular component: cytosol; cell periphery. The record is from RefSeq and is a predicted model, not a curated record. Lineage: Eukaryota; Viridiplantae; Streptophyta; Magnoliopsida; Proteales; Proteaceae. Gene Ontology annotation, molecular function: cysteine-type deubiquitinase activity; cysteine-type carboxypeptidase activity; K48-linked deubiquitinase activity. Gene Ontology annotation, biological process: protein K48-linked deubiquitination. The transcript has 12 exons.
CUCUGCUGUUCUUUUUCUCUUUCUUGUUCGAAGGUCGGCCAUGGCUACCGAGGACCGAAGACAGGAAGAAGAACAAGAAUGCCUUUACAAGACAAAAGUCGUACAGUUCUUGGGGCGCACCACACCCAUCAUUCUUCAGAACGACAAUGGCCCUUGCCCACUCCUGGCUAUAUGUAACCUUCUUCUUCUAAAAAAUAACUUGAAUUUGAAUGUGGAUGCAUCUGAAGUCUCACUGCAGAAAUUGCUUUCGCUUGUCGCCGAAAGAUUGAUUGAUUCUAACAGCAAUAUCGAGAAUAAAGAUGCUGGAUAUGUUGAGAACCAACAACAGAACAUAGCGGAUGCCAUUGACCUGCUUCCUCGACUUGCAACGGGGAUUGAUGUAAACAUUCAAUUUAGGAGAAUUGACGACUUUGAAUUUACACGUGAGUGUGCCAUAUUUGAUCUCCUGGACAUUCCACUGUAUCAUGGUUGGAUUGUUGAUCCCCAGGAUUAUGCUACUGCAAAUGCAAUUGGAUUCAAGUCAUAUAACACUCUUAUGGGGGAGCUUGUUGCCCUUGAAACCAAAAAUUCAGAACAUAAGAGCAACUCUGAAGAAGAUUCUAUUGAUUUUGCUGCUGCGACAGCUGCAACUUUAGGGGUUCCCUCACCAUCUCUUUCAAGAGGUAAAUCUUUUGAUGAAUCACCUUGUGCUGUAUCUGGCCAUCAGGAAGGAAAAACGGGAGACUUGGAGGAACAAGCAGAACUAUUAAGAGUCUUGAAUUUGUCAGAAUUUGAAGUGCUGACUUCAGUGGAUGAGUCUCCAUCAGGUGAUACAAGUGGGGGUAAUAGGUCUGCAAUUGUAGAAGAGAAUGAGUAUCUUCAUAGUAAUAGGUCAGAGUUCCUUGCAGAUGCUUUAGAGAGGCGCAUUAGUGAUGAACAUGAAGUACUCCAUCUGUCGAAACCUUCCAUAUCACAGGCUCCUACUGUCUUUUGUGGUGGCAAUAAUAUUGUGAUAUCUUCUGAAACUACUUUGAGGGAAAAUGAUUCUUGCUCAAAGAUUGAAGCUGGGAUUCAUGCUGAUCAGUUAAAGAAUUAUGGGUCUCAGGAACAGUUUAUUCCUACUGACUUGAUGGAGAACCUCAGAACUGACAUAUUGGUUCAUAAUCAAAGUGAACCUUUCCAUUGUCUAGACCAAGAUUUCUCCUCUCACGUGAAAGACCAUAUGCAUAGCUCUGAAAGGGAUCCUCAAGUUCAACAAACAUGCCUACUGGAUACUUCUAUGUCUGAAAUUCAUCAUGCACCAGAAAAUAAUCUUGGUGUUUGUGAAACUACAGCAUCUACUCGUACAUCCACCUCAAAUCCUGAGUCUGAUGAAUUUAGUGGGAGUAGUCAGCACAUAGAUCAACCCAAGAGUGUCGCCUCGAGCCUUGAAGGAAGUGAACCCAUAUAUGAAGGAGAAGAGUGCAUACUUGACUCAGGAUUAACAAUUUAUGAAAAUCGGGAGCCUAUGUAUGAAGGUGAGAUGGUUCUUGCUGAGCAAGCUGACAAUGGUGCCGGAGAUGGAAGUGGCAUCCAUCCCAGGGAUGAAAUUACUCAACAGAAGGGGGAACUUAUCAAGAAUUUUCUGAGGAACAAUGCCAGCCAAUUAACCAUAUAUGGCCUCUUCUGCCUACAGGAAGGUCUAAAGGAACGGGAGCUUUGUGUUUUCUUCCGGAAUAAUCACUUCAGCACCAUGUUCAAGUUUAAUGGUGAACUUUAUCUCUUAGCCACUGAUCAAGGUUACAUAAGCCAGCCUGAUUUAGUAUGGGAGAAAUUAAAUGAGGUAAAUGGGGAUACAGUGUUUAUGACCGGCAACUUCAAGGAAUUUAAGGUUGAAAAUCAUGUCAAUGACCAAUGGAACGAGCAAAAUGCGGUGGCCUGUGCUGCUGACUACAUUGCAAGCAUUGAUAAUUCAGUGACUGCGGGUUCGACUUUAAACUCCGACCUGCAACUCGCAAUAGCACUGCAACAACAGGAAUUUGAGCAGCAGCCUCAACGGCAGAACACACAACAAUCAACCACCAGCAGUUCAAGGCUUGUCACAGGUCUACAGGUGCCAAAGAGCAGUGGUAGCCAUUCAUCUACAAAGCAGGAAGCAAAGUCUAAAGAAAAGUGUAUCGUGAUGUAAAAUUGGCCAAGAGGAGUUGUUGUCACAUGUACUGUAAAUGGUGUAAUUUGUUCUGAUAGGAUUUGCAUGACAAAAA